Drosophila rhopaloa is the source of this 798-nucleotide messenger RNA. RefSeq names its product probable RNA-binding protein 18. The record is from RefSeq and is a predicted model, not a curated record. Bases 74 to 673 code for a protein of 199 amino acids. Gene Ontology annotation, molecular function: RNA binding. Lineage: Eukaryota; Metazoa; Arthropoda; Insecta; Diptera; Drosophilidae. The transcript has 5 exons.
CAGCUGGCCGCAGUUCACCUCGGCUGACCCGAAUCCAACACACUGUGGUUUUGUGUUUAUUUUGGCAAACAAAAUGGCAAAUGCUGCCGGAUCCAGUGGUUCAGGCGGCGGCAGCGGGAACUCCGAGGAGACGCGGCGCAUUUGGGUGGGCAACCUGGACUCGCGCAUCACCGAGUUUCAACUCCUCAAACUGAUGCAAAAAUGCGGUGCCAUCGAGAAGUUCGACAUGCUCUUCCACAAGGGCGGCCCCAUGGUUGGCCAAUCCCGGGGCUAUGCCUUCGUCACCUUCGCGCAGAACGAAGGAGCCACCAAUGCGCUGCUAAAACUGGACGGAACCAGCGUGGGAAAUCGCUCAAUAGCUGUGCGUCUGGCCAAAAACAUCAAAUAUGACGACCUGCAGAAACCGAAGCCGCGGCUGGAGAUACCCGCCUUGGGAACCGGCAAGCGCGAGGAGAAGAUCAGCAAAACUGAGGCCAUUCGCGCCAUCGAGGCCAAGCUGAAAGUCUUGGAGCGGCAGACGGACGACAAUCUCGAGCUAAACACAGCGGGCAGAGGGGAGGCCAACGUGCCUUUCAUACAGCGCUAUCAGUUCAACAAGGACCGGGACGGAUCGCAGCGCUACGGCAAGUCCUCGGCACCAUAUCAUCGACAGCAGCGUCCCAAGCGGCGCUAAGGUCUCUGACUGAGCCACCGUCUCACCCCGUAGUCUGUAAAAACUUUAGUACUUAGGCAGCUACCUCAGCAGACGAGCCUUGCAGGUGUAAUUUACAAUUAAUUUAUUAAAAAAGAAACAUAUAA